GUCAUUUGCUGGAUGACUAUGGGAAAUAAAAGUGUAUCAUUGGGAAAAACAGUUUUAUCGAGUGAUUUGGCAAAAAGAAAUUAGUUAAAUUUCCCAAUAUUGUGUACAGGAGACUCUAAAAAGCAUUGUGGUGAUUGUGCAAACGUGGGCAGUGACGGAAAUUCAUGAUUCCUCUUCCACGGGGGCUGAUGUAAGUGCGGAUUUGUGUCACCUGUAAAGAGCUAAAAGAAAGUGGACACGGAAAUGGAUGACUCCAGCGAUGAGAGUAUGGAAUCUGUGGAGUCCAAGCAGACGGAUCGCCAGGAAAAGCUGGGCUUUAAGCCUCAGAGUGAAAUAUGGUGCAAUAAGCAUCUGCCCUAUGCUGAAAAACUCGAUGAUGAAUCACAGAAAAUGCUUCGUGAAAUUAAAAUAUGUCUGGGAAAGGCUGUGGCGCUCAGGGAGAUGAAUCCCGCAAUUGGGAUCUACACAUCCAAGUUGAUGGCAUAUAUAAAGAUGUAUGGACUGAAAUUCUCCAAGGAAGAUCAUAUAAAAUUCAUCAAGCUCUUCCUCGAAUUGAUUUGCAUUCCUUACCUCGAGACGACAAAACUGGCAAAGUUUUGUGUUUUGUUGACUCAGCUAUUUGCGAAGCCUCACCUGAUAUCCCCGGAUGAUUUGCAAGUAGAUUGGCGACCCCUAUAUAACCUAAGCAAAAUAAUAUUAAAUAAGAAUUGCAACAAGGGCGUAAUGUAUCGCAUCUUCUCGAAGAAAGAUAGAAAGUCUGGAGAAAGUACAGAAAUGUCUCUUAUGGCCAGAUUGGCACAGCAAUAUGGUUUUGAUCCGACACCUCUUUUGGAUGAUAGAGACACAUCCUUGGAAGCAAAUUUGCAGUAUGUGAUCCAGUGCUGUGCCUAUUAUUUCCCCAAGUCCUCCACACAGGAGAUUCUUGAUGAACUUUACCCACAGCUUGAACCCCUUGACACUGGGAAAGAUUGUGCUGUAUUCGAUCUCCUUGGGAUCUUCCUUAAUCCCUACGAGGGACACGAGUUGUGGCUGGAGGACUUUAUGAAAUUGUGGAAUAUGUACCACAAUCCUUCGUGGAAUGUGGAUAUAAUGAAUUUAAUGGCCUCCACAGCAAGCCACAAUAUUGGGAGAAUUGACUGGGAGCCCCAUUUACCAGUUAUGUUCACGAGAAUUCUCCGAUCCGUUGACUUGCCGGUAGUAUACAAAAAUAUCGGAAGUUCCCGGAGUCAGAGUCUCUGGGCAUCAUCGGUGUCAAUGUGGAUUGUUUCGAUUCUGGGACCAAAGUCAUCUGGUCAGAAGUAUUUGGAUAAUUUCAUGGGAACCAUUGAGUCGUACUUACAUCCAGCCAAUUCCGGCAAGUGGGUGCACUUUCUCAGUGACAUACUAGUGCAGCUCGUGAAAUACUUCGAAGGGCGCCUUAUAGCGGAAAAAUACAGAAAACCCUCGUGGAUGCGUCGUGUUGCAGAUGAGCACAAACUCACGGAGGAGUGUAUUACGAAGUUUGUUGUGAGCAUGAAACCGGUGGCAUUUCAAGUUAUGUACUCCCGUGUGGGUUCAAACGAUGUGGGUAAGGUGUUUAAGCUUUUGGCUGAUUUGAGACCCGAAAUGAUCAUUCCGGGAGUUAUUGAGCGCGUCUAUGCUACACUGGAUUCACUGACUGAGCCGCACAAACUUACAGCAGCACUGCAGUGCUUUGUGAGUGUGGCAAGACCUCUUGUAUCAGGGCACAAUGGAUACACAGAGGGGCGAACUCAUGUGAUACCCAUUCUAAUGGCAACACUGCCGGGAAUUGAUCCGAAUGAUUUCAAAAAGACAUCCGUUGUACUGCAAUUUCUUACAUCUUUUGCACUGAUGGUACCCAUUGUUGAUUGCAGCAAAGCAAGCUUGUACUAUAGUGAUUUAACUGAGGAAGAGACGCUCAUCUGUGAACAAUCUGCUGAUUUGGGGGAUUUUGUGUUGCAGUUCUUGGAUAAAAUUUUCGUCCUGAUUGAUUCGAGUUCCGUCGAAUCUAUUCGCAUGGAACAAUCGGAUUCCGACAAUAUCCGAUCAAAAUUGGAAGCAGUAGCUGAAGCCCUAAUACAGUCGAGUGCUCAUGGGAUUUUAGCACAGUGCUCAGAUGAUAUAAAGAAAUCCGCUGCCAGGAAGGUGGAGCUCUUCAUUAAAUCGCACCUCUUUGAGCCAAAAGUGGCAGGAUUGCUGGCUGGAUGCCUCGUAAGGGUAAUGUCCAGAGUCAGUGGAGACUACUUUCUCCGUUCCAUUGUGCCUUAUUUGAUUGAUACUCUGGAGAAGUAUUUUAGUGAUCACGAUGACAUUGCUAGUGUGGAGAAGCAGAGUGAUGAAGUUCAGUACUAUCUGAUACUCCUGAUGAACACAAUGCGCGGUGAUCCGAGAUACUUUGUGCACUAUAUCGAUAGUAUUAUUCCCAUCAUUGAUCAAGUGAGCAGAUUUAAGUGCAAAUUGGCGAAUAAAAAAGCAGGGAGUAUGAUUUUGAAUAUUAUGAGCAAUGUGGCUACACUGCAGACAUUAGAUAUCCUCAGUAGCCCGGAGAUUGUGACAAAGCCCUUGGCGGAAUUUCUGCCGAUAAGGCAUUGGGGGGAGAAGAUGAAGCCCCAAGAUAGGAUAGCAUGGUAUAUGCCGGAUGAGAGCUGCCGGAAGGUUUGUGAGAAGUUAAUUCAUCGGUAUUUACCACCUAUUCUCGAUGCAUUUGAAAAGCACAUCAGUGGAGAGGUGACAAUAGACAGGGAUGACAUUCUAAGGGAUGUCACGAUGAUCACAUCCCUAAUUCGGUGCAAUAAUUUUCUUCCUGUAUGGAAUGAGGAACCACUGAAACUUGUGGAGUCUGCUAUUGAUGGCUACAGUGCCGAUGUGAGUCUUGGAUUUGAUAAUUUGGAAAUAACAAUGCCAGAUGGGCGCAAUGUACGCUUGGCUAUCAUUGAGACACUUUCAAAGCUCCAGAAGAAAAUCAUGGAAUGUUCGGAGGAUGAUAUUAAAUCCUUAAGGGCCAUUGUGGGUCUAUGGGAUAAAGUUCACAUUAGUCGACACUACAACACGGCUUUUGAUACCCAAAUGAAAAACUACAUGGCCACAAAACACUUCCAGAAUUACAAAUUGACGAUGCACAGGAGAAAUUUGAGGGCUGUGGCUGCCAUGAGAGUACUAAUGCAGCAAGAUUGUCGCGAUGAAUUGCGACGGGCGAAAUUCACAGCUACUCAUCGGGAGAUCAUGCGGAAUCUCCUGACACUAUCAACAUCAAAGUACAGCACAAUUAGAUCAAUGGCCCAAGGGAGAUUGUACAAUCUCUUCUCCAUCUAUGCCUUCUCCUAUCGAUGCAUACUCGAUGAGUUGGUGUCGUACUUGAGAUUGGACUCCAAUGAGCAUCACGAUAGCUUCAAGGGGGCCCUGUACAUACUCAACGGACAGAGACGGAUGCGUCUGAUUGUGAAACACGAUUGGGAGUGUGUGGAGAAGCUGUGGAUAACGUUGCUGCAGUCAACACUAUCGGAGAAGCCAUCUGUGGUGAAGCUUCUUGACAUUGUUAUUGAUGCCAUCAACAAUGAAUUUCCAACACUCACCAUUGAGUUGAGCAUCCCCGAGAAGUGCAUUGAGCAAGCCCUCGACAUACUCCCAAGCGAUGUUUCACUGUCCGCGGAGGACAUCCAAGUGGGGUAUACCAAACUCAUGAGCCGCAACAGUGAAAAUAGAAAGAGAUACGAAGACAUUCUCAAUAAAAUCGUGCAAACUGUAAAAGACAACUCACUCCAUUGGCGUUACAAUUUAAUGGCAUCCCUCAUGAUUUUCAAUCUUGUGCAUCCGGAGACAAAGUAUCCGGAAAUUGUGGCACGCUAUGUGGUACAGAAUCUCAUAAAUGAUUCAUUGGAGGAGAGAAAACUUGCUGUACGCACAAUGACUUACAUCAUGACACAGCAAAAGCGGGAACAUAAGAAAAUUCCGUUUAGCCCCUUUGAAAUUGCUGGAGUUGAGGCCCCAGAUACAAAACUCCUGCCGGGCUUCCGGAAAGAUAAUGCAUGGUUGCAGUAUGAUGUGGAGAGGGCGCCCAAGUGUCAAAGUGAUUGGGAUAAGCCACAUUUCAUCCACCGUGGUCAGGGCUACUUUGGCUGGAAGCCACAAUUUCAGCUGUAUGCACCCAGUGCUGAGCAACCAAUAUUGGAUCGGACAGACAGCGAUAUGAAUGCCAUUGAGAAGGUUAUCUACGAAUUUUUCAUUGAUCCGAAGAAUGUGGAAAAACUCGUGACAUUUUGGUCAUUGGAGGAGAAGAAGGGUAGAGAUAAAUUCAAUAGAUCACGUUUCUUCCUCAUCAAGAGCCUCUGUUCGUCUUUCGGUGAUGCUUUUCACGAUUCAUUUCUCAGUCAUUUGCCAAAGUUAAUUGCUGGGAAGGAGUGUGAGAGUAAUCAUAGAUGUGCGGCAGAAAUAAUGGCUGGUUUUAUGAAAGGCACCAAGCACUGGCCAUAUGAUAAAACACAGAAGCUCUUCGACACUCUACAGCCGCUCAUUCGAGAUGCCUUAAAUCAUGUGACUAACGAAACGGACGCCUAUUGGGGCACAUGCUUUGCCACAGCUGCCGAAAUGAUUGACCCCAUGAGGCAAUAUUGGCUGUAUGAGGUUCUCCUGGAGAAUCCCCUUAGGGAGACAACGAGCUUCAUUGACUGCAGUCGAAUUUACUGUCUCCAGGGUCCAUUCAAUCAGCACGUGUGGCGAAUGAACACCAUUGCAAAGAGGCUCCUCGACUACUUGCGCCCAUACUUUGUGCAUCCCUUCCAAAAUGUCCGCGAACGGCUCGGGAGUAUUUUAAUAAAUAUUUUCGAAGCAGAUCUCACAUUUCCCGGUGGCAAUGAACCCCUAUGUCCAAGAAUGAAGGAUUUUAUCAAUGAGAUUGUGCCACAAUUGCAAAUUCUUUACAACGAAUACCCCAAAAUUGCCAUUACAUCGCAGGCUGAGACUACAAAUGAGACAGCGGGGAGUGAGAGUGGCGACGGGAGUUCUGGGAGCAAUGGGGCAACCAAACAAGCUGACACGGAGUUUGAAGUGGCUGUGAGACUCUUUAAGACAAUAUCGCAUUGGGUAAUUGGUGUACUGAAUAGGACAACUAAUGGAAAUCAACCGGAAUACUUUGAAUUGCUGCCGUUUGCAUGUCGUCUGGAGAAAUGUGAACAAGAUACGGAGCUUCAGGUGAUUUGUACAUCUCUCCUGGCUAUGCUGUCGCAGGCACUCACCCUUCCGGAUUGCAUGGGGGCAUGUCUGGCGAAGAUUUAUGAGGUGUCGAGGAUGAGUUCAUGGUCAGCACGAUUGGCCGUAGUGGAUGUGCUUCAGGUGUUGGUGUUCAACAAUAUGUCAAUUGUACUGAGCCGUCUUGAAUGGGUGGAUGCUGUGCAGGAAAUUGUGCUGCGUCUGCUCGAAGAUACGGUGCUGGAGGUGAGGGAGAAGGCGGCUCAGGUGUUGGGUGGAUUGCUGCAUUGUUCCUUUCUCCCGGCAACGGAUAAACUACUUGAGUUGUUCAAGAAAAAGUGUCGCACAAAGGUGGUCAAGAGUUCAAGGCGGGUCGUGGCCGCAACGUGUGCCGUUGAAGCGACAAUGGCUGAAGCUUCUAUUGCCGAAUCGAGGGAAGCAAAUGCGGUGCGUGUGAGGCACACCGGAGUCCUUGGGCUAUGUGCCUUCAUUUCGGCCUAUCCCUAUGACAUACCUGACUUUGUUCCAGAUGUCUUUGAGCACCUUGGAGCUCAUCUCAAUGAUCCUCAACCGAUUCCGUCAACAAUAAGGAAAACAGUUGGGGAUUUUAAGAGGACACAUCAUGAUAAUUGGGCAACACACCAGCUUAAAUUUACGGAAGAUCAAUUAGCCGUGUUGAGCGAUUUAACUGUUCCCCCAUCAUAUUAUGCAUAGGAUAACUGGAGGACAUAGUCCUUACUACUAAAUUCACAAGGUAAAUUUUUGGGCGUAUGGAUAAAAUUGUUAAGAAUGUGCUAUCGUGUAGACAGAACUGUGGUAUGACAACUUAUUUGUGACAAUUUAUAACUUCCUAUGUAAAUUGCAAAAAUCCUGUUCUUUUCCCUUCUUUUUCUCACUGGACGACAACACCACAGUUCUUCCUGCAAGGUGAAAUACAAAAUAAAUAGAUAGUGUAAAAUGGAAAAAUGUGAGGUAAUGGAUUUUUCUAUUAAAAAAAAAUCUACACAUUAUUUAAUAAUAAUAUAUUUUAAAUAAAAUAAUUUUGUUCAAUUGCAAAA
Molecule: messenger RNA, 6242 nt
Organism: Lutzomyia longipalpis
Lineage: Eukaryota; Metazoa; Arthropoda; Insecta; Diptera; Psychodidae
Product: proteasome activator complex subunit 4B-like
Exons: 8
Coding region: 244-5898 (1884 amino acids)
Biological process (GO): proteasomal ubiquitin-independent protein catabolic process
Cellular component (GO): nucleus; cytosol
Molecular function (GO): proteasome binding; peptidase activator activity
Source: RefSeq, a predicted model, not a curated record